Macaca mulatta (Rhesus monkey) is the source of this 1776-nucleotide messenger RNA. RefSeq lists its product as uncharacterized. Lineage: Eukaryota; Metazoa; Chordata; Mammalia; Primates; Cercopithecidae. The record is from RefSeq and is a predicted model, not a curated record.
AAAAAUAACGAAGAGCAACUACAUCCGAACCCCAAUGAGCAGCUCCCCCGGGUCCUCCGCCCUUAAGUUUUUGUCAGUGUCAGAAUCCAGCCCAGGGCCUAUAGGUUAAGCCGCUAUAGCUGUCCAGUUCUCCUGGGAAGAGAGUGAGGAUUUCCCGUGGCAGGCUCAAGGUUGCGUACCCAAGGCUAGGGGCUAGGAGAAAGGGGUUAGAGGCUGGGGCUGGGUGCUGUCGUUCCGGUUGGGGGGCCAGACGCUGAGGUUAGAGGACCACAGCUGAGAGUGUGAGAGCUGAGAGGUUGGGGCUGCAGGGAUGGAGUUACUGGAGGUCUUCAAGGUGAGGUUGGGAGGUGAGGGGAGGAAGAGACUGGGCGAUUGGGAAGGGACAUUAAAGUAGGGAUGGGGGAGGAGGUACGUGCUGAGAGGUGACAGCCGGGCAGUACCAGGCCGACUGGGGGCCCUAGAGCUAAGGCUGGUAGCCAGUCUGACAGAGGGGGUAUGGAUGGGGAACCGGGAAAAGUAAGGGAACGCUGCUCGAAAAGGCGGAGUGUGGGAGAGACCUGCCCGGUACACAGCGGCGUGGACCCCCAGGAAGACCAGGACCGGAGCACUGAUUGCGGCGUUCGUUCUCCGUGCGCCUCCAGCCUCCCCACGCGUCGCAUGCUGGCACCCCCGCCCACCGUGCCAGCUGCAGGCCAGGCCCUCCCUGCUUCUACUAGACUCUUCAUCCUCGGUCAGCUCCGCACUGGCCACCUUAGCUGCGGAGCCCAGGGACUCCCGAGCCGCAAACGCAUUGGGGAACUUGCUCCUCGAAGGGAAGGCUGGGCCGGAAAUUGGACCCUGCUCGCAGCCCAGAGGAGCGAAAACUUGUGGAAAUCGGACCUUGCCCUCGGAGUCCUGAGUCAAGGACACGAGUCCCCAAGCGGCACGGAAAACAGGUGGCAUUCAGCAAAUACGUCACGGCGACAACGGAUGCGGCCCUCCUCUUGGGGCGGCCACAAGGUGGAGCUACAGCGCAACCCUGCACCGCGCGCCUGGCCUCCGGACGCCCCCGAGGUGGCUGCUCUCCCGCGGGCCUCCCGCGAGUCCUUCAUUGCCGCAGCACCUAGACCUUUCAGGGCAUCGAUUCCAUCAUCAGUGUAUUCAUCACCAAUUCACAUCAUUUGGAAACGUGAUCAGCAGUUGAUUAGCAGCUGGUGUUGACCAGGACAAGACUAAGGAUUGAAGUUGACACUUCUGGGCCAGGCAUUCGGAGAUCUUCAAGGCCAAGCCUCUGCUCCCUACCACUCCCAUGAAUUGUCUCUCUCAGUUACAUUCAGCCACACUUUAUUCCUGGAAACACCCUUUUUCAGACUUCUGGGUUUUACAUGUCCUCUUCCCUCUGAUGGAGUUCCCGUUCCCUGCUUUGUGCAUCUUAGGAGAAGACUCUCAUCUUCUCCUGUAUGAAUCCACUCCUGAUUCUCUCCCAGGCAGGAAAAUGUUUUUCUUGCUCUGGGUUUCCUGAAUCGUCUGCUGCCUAGGCUCUCUACUAGGUGGAAGUGACUUGAGUGAGAGCACAGACUAUGUUCUUAUUGCCUAGCACAGGGCUGAGCAAAUGCUUAUCAACAGAAUGAACUCUGCCCUCUCUGAGUGUCCCUGUAGGUGGCUGCCUCUUUGCAGAGGCUGUCCUCACCUCUAGGAACCAGGACCCAGCAUUGAGUCUCUUCAGUUCAGCCCAGGAGAAGUCACUGCUGUGGGCUGUGAUUCGGGUUGGGAAUACAGAGGCUACAUUCGUGGUCC